Gossypium raimondii (Peruvian cotton) is the source of this 831-nucleotide messenger RNA. RefSeq lists its product as uncharacterized. The record is from RefSeq and is a predicted model, not a curated record. The coding region runs from base 23 to 727 and encodes 234 amino acids. The transcript is spliced from 2 exons. Lineage: Eukaryota; Viridiplantae; Streptophyta; Magnoliopsida; Malvales; Malvaceae.
UUCCAAUUUGGAAAAGAUUGAGAUGGUUGAUUGCAAUUUUAAAGAGUUGUCUCCUUACGAAGGUGAUGUUGGUGAGGAGAGAGACGUGACAAUGUUGCUCCCAAGAAUUAACCAGUUAACAUUGAAAGGUGUUGAUAAGAUGACACAUCUAUGGAAGCAAGGCUCUCCCCUCCAUCACAUUUGUGCUAAUCUUGAAACUCUUGAAGUUUACAAGUGUGGCAACUUAAUCAAUAUAGCACGUGCUUCCUCAUCUUUGCGAAAUCUUACAACUUUGGAGGUUUGGUACUGCAAAGAGAUGGCAGAGCUGAUUACAUCUUCGAAUGCCCAAUGUUUGGAGCAGCUUGUUACACUGAAGAUAGAUGGAUGUGAAAUGAUGGGAGAAGUAAUUGCAAGUGAUGGAGAUGAAGCAACAUAUCAUGAGAUUAUUUUCAAGGAGUUGAAAUGUUUGGAGCUUUAUGAUUUACAAAACCUCAAACGUUUUUGUUCAGGUAAUUACACUUUGAAGUUCCCAUCAUUGGAUGAACUAUACGUGAGCAAAUGUCCCGCAAUGGAGAAUUUUUGCAACGGAGCUUUAAGCACGCCAAAGCUACAAGAGGUACAAACAAGACGGGAUGUUAGAAGAUGUUGGGACCUUAAUGCUACCAUUGAGCAGUUAAACAAAGAAGAAUGUGAGGUGUCUGAAGAGACGGACAAAAAUGGUGGACAUAGUGAGGAUCAUGUUCCUUGAAUAAUUGAAGUGAGAUGAUGAUUUCAAAAUGAAAAGCCAAGAGGUGAGGUGUUUUCAUACAAGUUGAUCUCUGUUAACAGGAGACUUUUUUCUACUAUUUUAUU